This is a messenger RNA of Exophiala mesophila, 987 nucleotides long. RefSeq lists its product as uncharacterized. Lineage: Eukaryota; Fungi; Ascomycota; Eurotiomycetes; Chaetothyriales; Herpotrichiellaceae. Bases 1 to 987 code for a protein of 328 amino acids. The record is from RefSeq and is a predicted model, not a curated record. The transcript is spliced from 4 exons.
AUGCAUCACUAUCGUGUGACAAUACUGGGCACAGAUUCUGUCAACCGCAAGAACAAUAUCAACGGGUUGUCUUACCAGCAAGAUGCCCUGACCACUUACAAUGGCUGGCAGUAUGCCGUCUUCUACGCAUCAAAGCCCCAUGCCACUGAGCCUCUCUAUCUGCAUCUGGCGCGGCGUCCUCUCGCACAGGAUGACUGGGAGGUCCUAGUCUUUCAAGACUACGAACAGGUCACCGACGAUGGCCAUAACACUGCCCAACUCGGGAUCUGCCGAGGAGACGGUUCCAUUCACCUGUCCUAUGAUCAUCAUUGUGACAAAUUGAGGUAUCGACAUUCCACUCCGCGGUUGGCCCAGACACCCGACCAGUUCGACUGGUCUGCUCGACAUUUCACCAGCACACUUGACUCUUUACCGGGCCUGGUAGCCUCACCAGACUACUUUGUUGAUGUGUCGUAUCCGCGCUUUCUCAGUGUAGGAGAUGACCUCCUCUUCACCCACCGACUUGGAAGGGCCGGCUGUGGUUCAGAUGUGCUCUAUCAGUAUUGUUCUAGGAAUGCCACGUAUUCCUUUAUUGGGCAACACCUGACUGGAGUCGACAACAACCCUUACAUCAACGGUCUUGACCACCAUAAUGGCCGUCUACACAUCACAUGGACGUAUCGAGGUUUUGUCUGGUAUGAAGGGUGGGAUGACCCUUUGGAUGUUAAACAUAAAUCACAAGCGGGUCCCAAUGGGGCAGAGAACAACUACAACCUCUGCUAUGCUUUCAGCGAUGACUUAGGCAUCACCUGGAAGAAUGGUCAUAAUGUCGUGGUUGCUGACAUCUCUCAAGGCCAAUCGGUGAUGCCAGAUAUGGCCGGUAUAGUGGCUUUUUCCAUCCCAAAGAACUCUGGGCUCAUCAACCAGGAAUCUCAGGCUGUUGACCUGGAAGGCGGCGUGCACAUGCUGAAUCGACAGACAGACUUUGGACUUCGAACCCAAUUUUAG